This is a messenger RNA of Fusarium poae, 1833 nucleotides long. RefSeq lists its product as uncharacterized. The record is from RefSeq and is a predicted model, not a curated record. Bases 1 to 1833 code for a protein of 610 amino acids. Gene Ontology annotation, molecular function: NADP binding; flavin adenine dinucleotide binding; N,N-dimethylaniline monooxygenase activity. The transcript is spliced from 4 exons. NCBI's taxonomy places the organism in Eukaryota, Fungi, Ascomycota, Sordariomycetes, Hypocreales, Nectriaceae.
AUGACGCUCGUCAAGAAGGCUCCCGAGACUACAGUCGGGACAUCUCAAACUAUAAACACCAACGGAAGCGGAAAUCCAACAUCCACGACCAACGGCCAUCAUGAACCAUUUACUUGCAAGGAUACACCGAUCGAAAAUCAAAGACCACUCAAGAUCCGGGUCAUCGGCGCUGGAUAUUCUGGUGUCUACCUUGGUAUCAGAAUUCCACAGCGUUUGCGCAACAUUGACCUCAAGAUUUAUGAUAAGAAUGAUGGUGUUGGGGGAACUUGGUGGGAGAACCGUUAUCCAGGUUGUGCCUGCGAUAUUCCAUCUCACUCUUAUCAAUAUGCCUUUGCUUCUAACAAGGCUUGGUCAGGCUUUUACGCCCCAUCACACGAAAUCUGUGACUAUAUCAACGGUGUCGCAGAAAAGUACGGAGCCAAGCGCUUCAUUCAUCUGCAACACAAAGUAACCAGUGCCAUUUGGGAUGACACGAAGAAGAAAUGGACUGUCACUGUCCAGCCAAGUGUAGGAAACGCUUUUACCGAAGAGGCUGACAUCGUUAUUUCCGCACGGGGCGGUCUCAACGAUUAUAAGUGGCCUGACAUUCCUGGCUUCGACAAGUUCAAAGGAAAGAAGAUGCACUCAGCGGCCUGGGACCAGGAAUACGACUUUACGAACAAGAAGAUCGGCAUUAUUGGUGGUGGAUCUAGUUCCAUCCAGAUCGUUCCUAAACUGCAAAAGAUUGAGGGGGCUCAACUAAGCGUCUUCGUUCGUAGCAAAGUAUGGAUCUCGAACCGUUUCGGCGAACAGACCAUGAAGGGGCUGGGCUGGGAUCCUUCUGAGAUCAACAUGACACCUGAGCGUUUGGAAGAAUUCGCCAAGAGCGACGACACGUAUCUCGACUUCCGCAAGCGAGUCGAGGCCGACGGCAACAUGGUUCAUGCUUCAACUCUGAAAGAUUCGGAAAUGCAACAGCAUUUUGUCGCCACGUUCAAAGAAAGUGCCAAGCAAGUCCUAGGUUCACGACCCGAUAUUCUCGAAUCAUUUUCACCAGAGUUUGGUGUGGGAUGUCGUCGCCUCACACCUGGACCAGGCUAUCUCGAGGCCCUGGUGCAGCCAAACGUGGACUUCGUUACACAGCGUAUCGACAGCAUUAACGAGACUGGCGUGAAACUGACUGGCCCCGAAGGUCGACAAGUCGAAAUUGACGUCCUGGUUUGCGCAACAGGUUUCAACACCACCCACCAACCCCCCUUUCCUGUCGUUGGCAAACAUGGAAUCUCGCUGCAGGAGAAGUUCAAUCCGAUCCCCGAGUCUUAUCUCACAUUGGCAGUGGACGACUUCCCCAACUACUUCAUGAUGCUCGGCCCUAAUUCGGCGCUCGGAUCGGGGUCUCUGACGGCUCUCAUCGAAGCUCAAGGUGACUACAUCAUCAAGUGCAUCCGUAAGCUCCAAAAGGAAGACUACGUUACCAUGGCGCCGAAACGAGCUCGCGUCAAGGACUUUUCAGAAUAUAUCCAAGAGUACUUCAAGAAGACCGUUUACAUGGAUAGCUGCAAGUCAUGGUAUAAGGCUGGGGACGGGCUUGGUGAUAGGGUAUCGGCUCUUUGGCCUGGUAGCGUCAUGCACGCGCUCGAGACAUUGAGGGCGCCAAGAUGGGAAGAUUUCGAAUUUGAAUCUCUAUAUGAGAAUAAGCUUGCAUGGUUAGGUAAUGGAUGGAGUUUGUGUGUCAUGGAGGAGGAGGAACAAGGUGAUCCAAGUUGGUACGUCAACAAGGAUGUAGUGGAUGUGCCGCCCGAGGGAAAACCUGAGACGGAUCCAAAGUACAUGGCAAGACCGUUCUCUCACUGA